Molecule: messenger RNA, 3488 nt
Organism: Pelodiscus sinensis (Chinese soft-shelled turtle)
Lineage: Eukaryota; Metazoa; Chordata; Testudines; Trionychidae
Gene: SLC30A1
Product: solute carrier family 30 member 1
Biological process (GO): zinc ion transmembrane transport; intracellular zinc ion homeostasis; detoxification of zinc ion
Cellular component (GO): membrane; endoplasmic reticulum; Golgi apparatus
Molecular function (GO): calcium channel inhibitor activity; zinc ion transmembrane transporter activity
Source: RefSeq, a predicted model, not a curated record
GCGGACCCCGGGCAGCCCCGCUACCGCCGAGUGCGGCUGCUGUGCAUGCUGGCGCUCACCUUCCUCUUCUUCGUGGUGGAGGUGGUGGUGAGCCGGAUCACAGCCUCGCUGGCCAUGCUCUCGGACUCCUUCCACAUGCUGUCCGAUGUCAUGGCUCUGGUGGUGGCCCUGGUGGCCGUACGCUUCGCCCAGCGCACACGCGCCACCCACAAAAACACCUUGAUGGGCGCCUUGGUCAACGCUGUCUUCCUCACCGCCCUCUGCUUCACCAUCCUGCUGGAGGCCAUCGAGCGCUUCACCGAGGCCCACGAGAUCCAGCAACCGCUUGUGGUGAUUGGAGUGGGAGCUGCGGGGCUCCUCGUCAAUCUGCUGGGGCUCUGCCUCUUCCACCAGCAUGGAGGUGGGGGGCACGGGCACUCGCAUGGUGGGAGCCAACACCACCGCAGUGGCAGCCGCACCAAAUUGGAGCGAUCUUCUGGGGAUGGGGAUGCUGUGCUGCGCACGGAGGAGACCAACACACUGGUGGAGAAUUGCAGCAGCACCAAUGGAGUCAACCAAGAGAAGUUAGGUGACAUGGUGAAAGAUGGCAAGGCGGAACUACAAGCAAAUGGGAGUGCAGGUUCUCACUCUCUGGACAUAGAAGUUGAAGAAGACUCCAGUGGACAGCUUAACAUGCGUGGAGUUUUUCUGCAUGUGCUUGGAGAUGCUUUGGGUUCAGUGAUUGUGGUGGUGAAUGCCUUGGUCUUUUACUUUUCUUGGAACCCAUGUCCCAAAGAUGGGCCAUGUUUUAAUCCAUGUGUCAAUAGCCAUUGUAUAGAAAAUGCUACUGUGGCCCCACCACUUGUCAGUGCUAAACUGCUCAAGCAAGAGGGUAUUCAUGUAGCUGGUCCCUGCUGGGUGCUGUAUUUAGAUCCCUCUCUUUGUCUGAUAAUGGUUUGUAUACUCCUUUAUACAACUUAUCCAUUACUCAAAGAAUCUGCCCUAAUCCUUUUACAAACUGUUCCCAAACAAAUUGAUAUAUAUUCUUUGAACUUGAAACUACGUAAACUUGAAGGAGUUGAAGCAGUCCAUGAACUACAUGUUUGGCAACUGGCAGGCAGCAGAAUCAUAGGCACUGCUCACAUAAAAUGUCAUGACCCUGCAUCAUACAUGAAAGUGGCAAAGCACAUUAAAGAGAUUUUUCAUGAUGAAGGGAUCCAUGCCACUACAAUUCAGCCUGAGUUUGCCAGUGUAGGCUCUGAAUCGGGUGUUGGCAAAUGUGAGUUUCCCUGCAGAACUCAGUGUGCUCUGAAGCAGUGUUGUGGGACCACAGAAGGCAAUACUGAGAAGAAGACAGAAAAGACAUCUUCAAUUGCUAUUUCAUGCUCAGAAAUAAUUAUUGAAUCACCACACCACAAAACUAGGAGGACUAAAUCUGAAAGUAUACCCACUGUUAGGCUAGAGGCAGAUGAUGACCCAGACACGCAAUUUGAAUCAUCUUUGUAAUUUCUAUAGGUGUGCUGUUUGAUAGCUUCAACUACAGCUUUAUUGCAACAGAAAAAGACUGAUAUUUGAGAUGCAAGUGUGUCAAACAGUGUAGUUGUUGAAGUCCCUGUUCUUGUCACACUGCUAAAUCUAGAAUGCUUGUUUUAAAGAACAUAAUGGCAUUGUCAUGACACAAUGUGUUUGUGUUGACUUUGUAAUGAGUGGCACUAAAGAGUGCCAAUGCUGUAAAACAUUUGGAAAACUAGUUUCAACGCUUCUGUUGAGCUUCAAAUUGAAAUAUUUUCUCUCCUGAAAAGCUACUUGAGGGUUAAGUAAAUUGGAAUGUAGUUUGUGUUAGACUUCUCAUUGGGGCAACUUUUUCCCUUAAUAUUUGAUUUGUAGAUAUUUUAAUAUAUUGUUUGUAAUCCAUAUGAAAACCAAAGUUCAUUAUUUUUAAGGAUGUUACAACAUCAAACUAGAAACCACAUUGUCCAUUUCUCACAUUUCCCUUAAAUCUAUACAGUCAACAAUGUGUGUGUUUCUAGUGGAUUUAUUGCAUAGUAUAAAUAGUAGUAUAUUUUAAAAGAAAUGUAUCAGUCAUAUGAUUGAUACAAAAUUGUUCAUUUCUUCCCCCCCUCCUUUUUCUCCUCCUUCCCCCUGCUGCUCUGGUGGUGUGGGGGUAAUUAAAAUUAAUUUUUACAACUGAUUUUAACAAACAGCUAUGUUCUGUUAAUGUAACUUCAACAUGCUGAAUACUCAUCUGAUCAGACACUUAUCUGAUCAGGACAUUUAAUUUAUCAUAGCAAUGCCAACCAGCACUUCUAAAUUGGAGGGUUUAUCAACAUUGACAUAAUGUUUCCUGGGUUUAAAUUAUAACUGCAGUAAAAAUGAACUUGGAUGAAAUUUUACUGAUAGUCUCAAUGCAGCUGUAAGUCCUUAUUACAGUGGUUGAAAGCUUGGCCCAUUGAAGUGAAUUGAAGCUUUGCCAUUCAGUAAGGCCAGGAUUUCAUCCAAUAUGUUUUACUCUUUUUAAAACUCUGUGUUUCAAAUAAUUUUAAUUGAAUGUGUAAAUAUUCAGUUUAAAACUGUUUAACACAACUAAAUAAUAGACUGGUUCUGCUGGGUGCGCCAUCAACUCAUGUAUUCUCAAGAAUUGGGGAUUGUUGACUCUGAAUCAAUAGGAUAUUGGGGAGAACUGGAAGCAAUAUAAAUAAGAGACUUCGGUCCCAUGCUGAGUGUCAUGCUCCAGGCCCAAAUGGACCCUUAAAUCCACUUUUGGAGCUGCAUAUAUAAAUAGUGAGAAACAUAGGACUGAGAGUUGGAAGAUCUGAGUUCUUUUCCCAGUUCUGCCUCACAACUUACAUUAUGUGACCUUGAGUUAGUCACUUAACCUCUCUGCCUCAUUCUACUAGUUUGUAAAAUGUGGAGAAUACCUACCUCAUGGGAUAUUGGGGGGCUUAAUCCAUUAGUUUCUAAAGGCUUUUGACAUCUUCCAAUGGAAGACACUAUAGAAGUGCAAAGUUGUUUUAUUGCUUGUUUUCCAACAGUGGCUCCUUUUACAUAUGUGCAGGCACAACAGGAUAAUUUAAGGACAGUUUUGGCCUUAUUUAUGGAUUUUGUGCAUACUGUAUUUUUAAGGUUUUAAACAAUAUUUAAAUUAAUAUAUUUUAUAUUAAAAAUGUUUUGGUUAGUAAAGGAAAUGCAGGUUCUUUUUCCCCCCUCAAAUAUAGAACUGCUCACUAAUUUGCACUUCUCUAAUAUUCCCUAUUAUAUUCAUAAGUGGUUCACAACUGACUAAUGCCCUUCUAGAGGGAGAUCAGGUCUGGUCAUGUCAGUGGGCUUACUCAGUUUCUCAGCAAAGCAUUAUAGUGAGGUCUUACAUUAAGAUUGUUUGCAAAAUGUACUACCAUAUAUGUACUAAUAUGCAAUGAAUCAUUGUCAAACUCUCUCGGAGAUGAACAAAGUGCACUUGAAAUGCAUAUCCUUGCUUUUUUUUCCACAGUAAACUGCUUCACUGACUAGUA